UCAACUAAUACUUGAUAAUUGUAGAACUAAACAUUGAGGUUUCGAAUAUUUGCCAAACAUGUGCUUCCGAAGGAUUGCUUUCCGUUUAUUGGCUCUCGCACAGUGGAUAAAAUCUGGCUAAUUCAUUUUCCACAUGAAUAAUAUAUUAUAUAAUAGUCGGUUCAAGAAUUAAUGUUUAGCAGUCUACAGAUGAUCGUUCACGGAGUGGCGGUGGUGUAUUGGGGCUGAUUAUUUUCUUCUCAAGACAUUAAGAGUGAUCCUACAGUGAGUUUAUGAUUGGCGCAAUUGAAUGUUAAGAGUUGUUCUCUUCUAUGGGAAAUAAUUUAUCUUCGUCAGAUAUAUGAAGUGUUAAAAUUGAGUCAUUCUGUUGCAUAUACUGGACAUUUAUAUACUUGACACAUCAGCUGAGAAGUAUAUGGGAUCUGUUGGGAAAACAGAAAACUCUGAGGUUAAGACAGUGUAAAUUGUUUAAAAGCAGGAUGUGUAAUGAUAAUAAAUGAAUACAUUUAUAAUUGGAUACUGGAACGGUUUCUCAAAGAUAUUCAACAAUGCGUCUAGCAAUAUAAAUUCUGAUGUUCCAAAAACCAACAGAAAUCGAAGAAAGAUAGCAUGUAAACCGUGUUUACAAUCGAUCAGCGACACUAAGAACAUGCUCCAGGUAUAUCACAUUGCGAAGAAAAAACUGCAAAGCACGCUUCGAUGCUAAAAUGGUUGCUUAUUACAUGGAUGACGUUCUGCAAUCGGUUAACAACCUGACAAUGCAAAAUCCUCAGGUAAUAAACAUUACAAACAUGACAAUAAGUGAGGCAUCAUUGAAUUUGACAUACGAUUACUACGAUGACUUAUGUCAAAAUAAUAUGCAAAGUAUAAAAGAAGGUCUACCAGGAUAUACACUAUGUAUGCACACUCUUCUUCCUACUAUAUGCGUGUUUGGGAUCAUCGGAAUUAUCUUGACACUUACUGUGCUGAGUAAAAAAAGCAUGUCAACAUCGACAAAUAAUUAUCUUAUAUCUCAAGCAGUGGCUGACCUGCUGUUCUUGGUAGUUAUAGGCGUGCGAAUCUUCGAUACGCGACUAGAACGGGUUACCCACCAUUACUACCUGGUGAUAAUGACCUAUGGAAACAUUUUCAUUAACAUUUUCCUUUUCGCAUCAGUGUGGCUGACCGUAAUGUUAACGGUGGAACGAUACAUUGCCAUUUGUCACCCACUUCGUGCAACGACACUAUGUACAGUAGUUCGGGCCCGGAUUAUCAUUAUAUCUAUCAUCGCCAUUGCAACGCUGUAUCAUGUCGUUUGCAUAUUUCGAUAUAAAGUUGAGUUUCACUGGGACCCAUGUGUGCAAAAGGAAUUGCCAGCAAUAAUCAUCACAAACCUAGGGCUAAAUAAGGAGUUUCGACACGUUUCCAGCUGGGUGGACUGUUGUCUCUUUGCAAUAGCACCGGUCAUAUUGGUUCUUGUCUUAAACAUUUUACUGAUAUUAGAAAUACAUCGUUCCACAAAGUAUUUGCGGCACCACUUGGCGAACGACUCCAACGUACGGACAAUCAUCUCUAAGGAGGAAAUGAGAAUCACCCGAAUGCUAAUUAUGGUUGUGAUUGUUUCCGGUGUGUGCCAAGGGCCGUACAUUAUUCUCAACAUUUAUAAGAGACUUUUUCUGGACGUCAUUUCCCCGCUUUUUAACAGCAUGACUUAUGCGACCAUAUUGUUUCUAGUACUGAGGUCAUCGUUGAACUUCAUCAUAUACUGUUGGUUCAGCGAGAAGUUUUGGAGCACGUUAAAGCGGAGCUUCUGUGUAGGAAAGUGCAAAAAAGGCUGGUACCCGAGUAUCUGGAAUAAUAAAGAACAUGGACAAAGAAAUAACAAUCGCAAGGUCUCGAUCAUACAUACAAAGGAAACGACGUGUUAGAACUGGGACGAUGUAAAGUAUAUUUUAGACAGUUAUAAUGUUGGACAACUAGAAAUAACGUUGUUUCUCUAUCAGCAAAUAAUAAAAACAAAAGUAAGAUUAUUAAACAAAUAUGCAUUACCCAUUGUUAAUGUUAAUUGUAUGUAACGCAAAUAAUAAUUUAUAAUUGAAAAAAGCCUUUUACUUUUACAUGUCGACUCAUUAUUUUGAUUUUGCAAGUGUUCCAGUAAUAAUGUGCAUUGUUGUGAUAAUCGGAUUCUAUAGGUUGUUUAUAUCUUAUUCUUAUGAUUUGUCAUAAUUUUGCCUCGUGAUGUUUUGUUGUUAAUAUUUGUUGGGUACUUUAUAUAUGAACAAAAUAUGUACACAAUAUUCCAUCUCAUAUUGUCAAUACUCAUUAAAUAUAUUGAAAUAAACCGUAUAUAUGUCAUAUGAAGUCAGACCAAGCGAUACAGUUAUAUAAGUUAUGUCAAUAAAUGACUAAGUUGGUCAAUAAAUGAUUUUUAAGUUUGGACGAAUAAUCGUAGAUUCACUGUAUGGUCUAGCACAUUACAUCUUUAAUACUUGUCACAUGAUAACUAAUGUCCAGUGAUGCGUAGUUAUUACUUUACGAUCCCAACAUAAUGCAAUUGCCCUCCUGCAUGCAUAGACGAAUCUGUAAGUUGUUGUUUUUACAUAAUAUAAACUAUGUUUUGUUUGUUGAUGCUGUAUACAUUUAAAGUGAUAUUAUGGGCAUCUAACAGUUUAUAGGUGUCUAUCUCAACCGUUGUUUAUUUUUGGUGUUUUCACUUCAUAUACACUUAUAUUUGUUAAUGCAGAAUCAGUAUUUAAAACAAUAUCCCGAAAAAUAAUGCAUUGAAUAUCAACCGUAGUUUCUUUUGACAACUGAUCAUGCAUGUACGAUGUGACCCUAAAUUAAGUUUUAGUGCAGAUUCGUUCAUACGACACAAAGACACAAUUUUGUUUUACGGAUCAUUUCGGCUUAGAAGACUGGGUGAGUCACGUAAGGAUAUCGAAUAUAAAAUAUGUUUUCAUAAACAACAGGUAGCAAGAUGAGUUGCAGAUAAUUGGUCAGUAACCACAUUUUAAUUAACUUUUUUGACCUGUUAAUUCGUUUCAGCUCAAUUCAAGAGUGAAAAUGCCCAUAAUAUCACUUCAACUGAUAUUAUGAAGACACAUCAGGUUGAAUCCAAUCUCAAAUGAAAUCAAUCAAAUUUACCUAUGUUGCCAAAAUAUGAAAGUUUGUUCACACGCAUAUCGGGAAUCAAAUACAUUUCAAUUCUUAAUUUACUACUGUCACUGAAGUGUAAAACUCAGUUAACAUAUGACUAAAUAUAUAAAAUCUCAAAUGAUUUACUUAUAUUUUUUAAACAUUUCUCAGCAAUAACAGAGUUUUAAUGAAUUGAACCAUGAACCAUCUAUAAAUGUACGUAUGCACAUGUAUUUGUAUUUCAUAAGACAAAAAAGUAGAUUUUUACCGCGUGUGUUUUCUUGAAAAAAUAUAGUAAUUAGUUUAUAUCGUAAGCAUCAACAAAUUCAUUUACUGUACAUAUUUUUUACCAUGUUAACGGUAAUUAACUUGGCAGUAAAUGUAUUUAUAUAGAAAAGGCUAUUUGGACAAUUAUAGAAUAAGACAAUACUGACAGUAUUAGAUUUUAAAUAGUUUGAAUGAGUGCGCAUUAAUAGUUAUACUUAUUCUAUAUCUAACAGUGCGGUAUUGUUGAUUAUACGUUUUGUCAGCAGGCUAUGUUAUUUAUCCAUCAAACACCGUGUGUUAACAUUAAUUUUCUUCUUGUGUUGCUUAAGCUCCUUGAUCGGUUUAUAUCAAAUUAUUAUUUUCCCAAACACAAAAGCUGGAACUUUGCACAUAUAUAAAAGAAUACGCCUUUAAUAUGAUUAUUUAAUAAUUCCCCCCU
Molecule: messenger RNA, 3820 nt
Organism: Dreissena polymorpha
Lineage: Eukaryota; Metazoa; Mollusca; Bivalvia; Myida; Dreissenidae
Product: probable G-protein coupled receptor 139
Exons: 2
Coding region: 708-1907 (399 amino acids)
Biological process (GO): G protein-coupled receptor signaling pathway
Cellular component (GO): membrane
Molecular function (GO): G protein-coupled receptor activity
Source: RefSeq, a predicted model, not a curated record